Molecule: messenger RNA, 1967 nt
Organism: Pocillopora verrucosa
Lineage: Eukaryota; Metazoa; Cnidaria; Anthozoa; Scleractinia; Pocilloporidae
Source: RefSeq, a predicted model, not a curated record
CUUUUUUUAGAACUGUUGGUGAUUUUGAAGCUUCGGAAGUAUGCUUGGAGAAAGCUCUAUUCAUAUCCAGAGAUAUUGGAGAUGGAAGAGGAGAGUUUGAUAUCCUCCGAGGUUACGCCGUUUUGUAUUUAUGUCAAGAUAAAAUCAAAGACUCUCUGUCGUGUCUUCACCUGUGCAUUGAAAAGUAUGAGGAGCUGAGAUAUUUCUUGGGCGCCAAUGAUCAGUUCAAAACAUCAUUUCUGGAGGACACAGGAAUAUUCCCCUACAAGCGGCUAUCUACUUUGCUUUGUGACACCGGAAAUGCUCGGGAUGCUCUUUAUGUUGAGGAGUUGGGUCGAGCUAGAGGCCUAUCAGACUUAAUGGCAGAGAAGUACUCGGUUGAAACGCACAUCUCUGCUAAUCGACAAUCUUGGUUUGGCAUUGAGGACAUUUUAAGAAAGAAAAGAAACUGUACUUGUCUGUACAUUUCUUAUUUUCAGAAUCGUCUGCAUUUGUGGAUCUUGAAAACAAGUGGAGUCCUUCACUAUAGAAGAGUAUCACCAGAAGAGAAUCUAGUUCAGGCUGGGUUACCCAAAGAUUUGUCUGUGAGUCAAUUUUUGGAUUAUAAUUUCCGGAGUCUUGGUAUUUUGCCCACUAAAGAUUGUGAAGAUCGGUCUUUAAAUACGAUUAAAUUGCAACCUCUCUCCCCCGCGCAAAAGAGCUCAGCAAGAUUGCGACUUUUGGACGAGGACGAGGACGAGGACGAGGACGAGAAAGUGAUUUCAAGUCUAUACUUGUGUUACAAAAUGUUCAUUGCCCCCGUUUAUGAUUUGCUUGAUGAGCCUGAAGUCAUUAUUGUUCCUGACCGCAGGUUGUACAAAGUUCCCUUUGCUGCCCUGAGUGAAAAGGAGGGAGCCGAAUACUUGUCAGAGACUCAUAAGAUCCGUAUCAUUCCUUCGUUGACAACACUCAAGAACAUUCAAGAUAGUCCAGAGGACUAUCACAGCAACACUGGUGCCUUGGUAAUAGGCAAUCCCAAAGUUAAUUGGCUGCAAUCAUUGCCAGCUGCAAGAAAGGAAGCGGAGAUGGUCGGACAACUGGUGGGUGUUCCGCCUCUAGUUGAAGAGAAAGCAACGAAGCAGGCGGUACUGGAGCGGAUAAGUUCAGUGAGCUUGAUACAUUUUGCUGCCCAUGGUAACGCGGAAAGAGGGGAAAUUGCACUCUCCCCCAAUCCCUGUCCCAACAGUCAAACCGCUCUCCCACCGAAGGAAGCUUACAUGUUGACGAUGGCUGAUGUCUCACGAGUGAAAGUCAGAGCUAAACUGGUGGUACUUAGCUGCUGUCACAGUGGAAGUGGAGAGAUAAGAGCCGAGGGAGUUAUAGGAAUUGCCCGUGCGUUCUUAGGAUCCGGUGCUCGCUCGGUGUUGGUUGCACUGUGGGCCAUUCCAGACUCAGCAACAGAGCAGCUGAUGAGUCGGUUCUACGAACACCUCAUUGAAGGUGGAAGUGCCAGUGAAUCCCUUCAUCAGGCCAUGAAGUGGAUGAGAAAAAACCCCUUGAACAAAAUCUCUGACUGGGCUUCGUUUACGCUGAUUGGAGAUGAUGUGAGACUCGAGUUUGACAACCAGCGGCAAGACUCGGUGAGAACAGGAAAAAAGACCCCGAUAGAGUAAAUAAUGACAAGUACUCGAAGGGAACAGAGUUAAAAGACUUUUAGAUGGAUAAAUUAAAUAGAAAUAAGUAGAGAAAAUACUCUAUCCAGUAUUUCAUCGACAUUAAAAAAAAAGAGCUAUCCCAGGUUAGGGGAGAUUUAUUCCAAUUUUUGCUGCUUUCUUUUCUAAUAUUCUCAGGAGGCAGUAAUGAUUAUGUACUCAACAAUUUUUUGUUUUUCACGCAAAAAUUAUAUUAGACACGAAACAAUGUUGACCUACGUAAGGCUUUUGAGUAAAACGAAUUCAGUAAAGUUAAGACAGUAGUUUAAGUAUUAA